Acanthopagrus latus (yellowfin seabream) is the source of this 1982-nucleotide messenger RNA. RefSeq names its product syntaxin-11-like. The record is from RefSeq and is a predicted model, not a curated record. Bases 209 to 1123 code for a protein of 304 amino acids. Gene Ontology annotation, cellular component: presynaptic active zone membrane; endomembrane system; synaptic vesicle. Gene Ontology annotation, molecular function: SNARE binding; SNAP receptor activity. The transcript has 3 exons. NCBI's taxonomy places the organism in Eukaryota, Metazoa, Chordata, Actinopteri, Spariformes, Sparidae. Gene Ontology annotation, biological process: synaptic vesicle fusion to presynaptic active zone membrane; intracellular protein transport; exocytosis.
CAUCAGCUUUCCAAAUAAGAAGAAAAACAUUUAUGAAAAAAAAAAACCAAAAAAAAAACCAGUGUGACUCAAACUCAUGGAGGCUGGUGGAAAUUACUUCAAAUACAAACCGACUGCUGGCUGUGGAAAUGACUAUGUGAUGAUGGGCAACAUUUUCCAAAAAUCCGUCACUCUUUCACGCUGCCUGCUGGACUGAACUACCAACUCUAUGAGCGGCCUUUGCUACGGUGUGAGACGAGACUACAAACCUUCUACUGAUUACAGACUGACACACAUGAGAGACAGGCUGACACACCUCCACCAGGUGCAGACGGACCCUGAGGGUUUCAGCCCGGUAGAGCUGGACAACUUCUCAGAGGCAGCGGCAGCGUCACAUCCUGACCUGGAUGGAGUCCUCAUGGAGGCCCAAAAGAUCCGUCUGGAGAUCCAGCAGAUCCAGAACGACAUCAGUGAGCUGAAAGAUGUGAACUACCAGACGUUAAACAAGACCUCGUACCCCAUUGCAGCGAAACGGGACUCGAAUGCAAUCGGGGCGGAUAUCAAACGCAGGGGUGAGGCUGUGCUGCAGCAGCUGCACAUGAUGAACAGCCUCAGAGGGGAGCUGGAGGCCGAGCGUGGCAGCUCUGACCCCACAGCUCGCAUUGCUCGAACACAGUACCAGUGUCUCACCAGCGCUCUGCGGGAGGUGAUGUUCAGCUACAACGACGCAGAGUUGAGCCACAGGGAGGCUUGUAAACGGCAGAUCCAGAGGCAGAUGGAGGUGGUGGGCAGGGAGGUCAGCGUGGAGGAGCUGGAGGAGGUGAUGGAGAGCGAGGAGUUCAACGUGUUCAGCCCUCAGGUGGAGGGGAAAACAGCUCGCUCGGCGUUAGUGCAGAUUGAAAGCCGACACAAGGAGCUGAUGGAGCUGGAGAAGAGGAUCGAGGGGAUCCAGGAGCUGUUUCUGGAUGUGGCGGUGCUGACGGGGGAGCAGGGGGCAGCCAUCAAUAACAUCCAGAAGAACGUCCAGAACACUGGAGUGAUCACUCAGGAGGCGAUAGCCCAGCUGGAUCGAGCCAAGGCAUCAGAUAAAAACAACCCCUUCAAGAAGAUGUUCUGUGGCUGCUUCCCAUGUUUCUACGAUUAGAUCCAAUGAGGUUUUGGUUCACGUGAUAAAAACUGCACUACAAAGUAAUGAACAAGUCUGAAGGAAGAGCUUGAAAGCAAUAAAUGAAAAUUAACCUUCAAUCAUCAUUUACUCAUCCUCACGUCAAUUAAAAGUCGGAAGAAGUUUCGUAGUCCAUAAAACAUUUCCGGAGCUUCACAACAAACCAAAGAGUAACUGUGAAUUGGCCCCAACUACAGGGGGCGCUACAGCUACAGCUACAGCUACAGUGAAGAUUUCGGAUUUGAAAAGGAUGUAAAUAAAGUCUCUUCUAACCAGUUUGGGAUCUCAGGGCUUCUGAAGACCUGGACGAGCUGUAUGGACCCAUUUGUCUGUUGUUUCUUUAUAUUUUAAACAAGUCCCCAUCUAUUAAUGUAGUUUAGGAGAAUGCUGCGACGCUGUUUUGCUGUGAGGCUACAGAAAUAUUUAGUGGACUAUGAAACUUUACCCAACUUUCCAUCGUGGAGGGAGGGAGUAGCUAAAUAAGGACAGAAUCUCCAUUUUUGGGUGAAGUGUUCCUUUAAAGAGAUUGCUGUCUCUUCACUAAAACUGUUUGGAUUUUGACAAAACGAUCUUACCACAAGGUUCAUUUAUCAGCUUUCAGUCAUGCUUUAACUAAAUUGCACCCUGAUCUGACCCCCAACCUGAACCAUGCAAUUUAAACUUAAUGUGGGGAUGAUAACGGCUAAUGUUUUUAUGUUUUGUCAAAAUGUUUUCAGUGUUUUAUAUCCACUUAGUGGAAGACUUUAAGUUGUUUGGUGUUUCUAAACAAGUAUUAAUAACUUUGUGUCUCUCAUAGUUCAUGCUGACAAUAAAGGGCUUGAUCCCACAGAAAUCUGAA